AUGGCAUUGAAUCAGGUUCAACCAAAAAACAUACUUGCAACUUUGAAACGUAAAAGAUAUGAAAACAUCUCAAAUAUCAAGCAUGUGUACAAUAUUCAGUGCCGAUAUAAUAAGGCGCUAAGGGGGGAUAGAAGUGAAAUGCAAAAACUAUUGAAAUUUUUGGAUGAUAACAAUUACGUUUCCAAGUACCAGAAGUGCGAGGAUGGAGUAAUUGUUAGAGAUAUAUUUUGGAUUCAUCCUCAUUCCAUCAAGUUGUCCAACACGUUUCCUAUUGUUCUCAUCAUUGAUUCAACGUAUAAGACCAACAAGUACAGACUUCCACUACUGGAUAUUAUUAGUGUUACCUCUACUGAGAAGACAUAUUUUGUCGGGUUUGCAUUUCUAGAGAGGGAAAAGAAGGAGAAUGUUACUUGGGCUUUAGAGGUGUGUCCGACAAUGUUGAGGGACCAAGAAGAGAUGCCGAAAGUAAUUGUUAUCGACCGUGAUACCGCUUUAAUCAUGAGAUCCCAUUAA
Messenger RNA from Lathyrus sativus (Indian pea), 513 nucleotides. Lineage: Eukaryota; Viridiplantae; Streptophyta; Magnoliopsida; Fabales; Fabaceae. The record is from the annotation of a GenBank genome assembly.